GCAGAGUCUCGGUAUGUAGUUUAGGCUGGCCUUGAACUCACUGUGUGAUCCAGGCUGCCCUAGAUCUUACAGGGUCCUCCUGCCUCACCCUCUCGCGUACUGGGACUACAGGUGUGAGCCACCACGGCCGGCAUGGGGAAGAGUUUGAGGAGAACGAGACCUCAGACUGCUCAGUGGCAGAGUUUGGAGAGCCUGGAAGCGCCCAUCCUGGUGACUCAGUCCACAGCUGUAGUUCCUGUCAGAACUAAAAAACGUUUCACACCUCCUACUUACGAACUGAAAUACAGAACACAAAAGGAAUUUCUAGAACAUGCACGGAAAAGCGGAUUGGUUAUUCCUCCAGAACGUUUGGAACGUCCCAUACAUCUGGCCAGUACAGCUAGUAUCUUUGAUGCCUAUAUUCCUCCUGAGGGUGAUGCUCGCAUGUCAGCUCUUUCAAAGGAGGGACUGAAGCAGAAAACUGAGCGACUGAAAAAGAAUGUGACCUCACAAUUGUCAAUCCGGAAGAUAAGAGAAUAUGAUGCUAAUUUUAAGAUAAGGGACUUCCCUGAAAAAGCUAAGGAUAUCUUCAUUGAAGCUCACCUUUGUCUAAACAACUCCGACCAUGACCGGCUCCACACCUUGGUCACGGAGCACUGCUUCCCGGACAUGGUCUGGGACCUCAGAUAUAAGACGGUCCGCUGGCACUUCGUGGAGUCUUUGGAGCCAGCUCAGGUGACUCAGGUGCGCUGCUCCAGUCUGGUGAACCAGAGCAACAUGUAUGGCCAGGUCACCGUGCGCCUACAUACGCGGCAGACUCUAGCUAUCUAUGAUCGGUUUGGCCGGCUGAUGUAUGGGCAGGAAGACAUGCCCAAGGAUGUCCUGGAGUAUGUGGUGUUUGAGAGACACCUGAUGAACCCCUACGGGAGCUGGAGGAUGCACGCCAAGAUCGUUCCCCCGUGGGCGCCCCCAAAGCAGCCCAUCCUUAAGACGGUGAUGAUUCCUGGUCCCCAGCUGCAGCCGUGGGAGGACGGUAAAGAGGGCCCUGCAGAGGCCCCUAGCCCUCAGCUAGCCUGAUGGAAAAAUGGAAUGUGAGUGUCGAGGCUGCUGGAGGCCACCCACUGUCUCCCGCCCUGCAUAGGUCUUCUUGGUGGACUCAUCCUCACGGCCAGGCUUAGGCUGGUCCCUCUCCGUCUUUGAAAGACCAUGUCCAGCUUCCGAGUCUAGAUGAAGGGCCGUGUGUCUCGGAGAACGUACACCUGUAUCAGUUUGCUUUUCCAUGGCAGAGACUGGGAGCAGACUGGCAGUAUCUAGUCCCAGGGCAGGGGUCAGAACCUGGAAUAAAACACUGUCCGAUCAUCCAGGUGGUGGCUUCCGUGCACGUCUGCUGGUGAGGGCUGGGAGGAGAGCCUUCAGAUAGCAGAGUGGAAGACAGGCCUCGUGUGAGUGCCUGGACUUCCAGGAAGUCCAGGCCUAGGGAGAAUGAUGAGUGUGUGUUUUCUCAAACACUGACCUACUGAGUCUGGGUUUAGAUUUCCUAGAAGAAUAAAUACAAAUAAAUAUUUAUCUGUCA
This is a messenger RNA of Heterocephalus glaber (naked mole-rat), 1552 nucleotides long. RefSeq names its product mitochondrial ribosomal protein L45 (gene Mrpl45). Gene Ontology annotation, cellular component: mitochondrion. The record is from RefSeq and is a predicted model, not a curated record. Lineage: Eukaryota; Metazoa; Chordata; Mammalia; Rodentia; Bathyergidae.